CCGUAUAUCCCAACUAGCAGAUCUUAAUUUUUGGUAUCUUCAAGUCAAUGCUGGUCUUUACAUUUACUGUUGAAAAAACAUCGAGUGAUUCUUUAUUUAUCUGUUCUCUGCUUCUCUAUUACACAAAAUUUCUUUGUCUCUCUCUCUUGUAUUUAGCUUUGAGGUUCCCAUGGACAAGAUUCUUGAAGCCAGGAAAUACUCCUCUCAUGGGGUCUCAGAUGAGAUGCACCAGGAGAUUGUGGGUGAAUUAAGACGUCUUGGCGAUGAGAAUCAGAAGCUCACAGCGAUGAUCAAGCGUAUGUAUAGCGACUAUAAUAGAUUGCUCAUGAAUCAACAGGAAGAUUGUUGCAAUGAAUCUCUGAAAUCAGAAGCAAAGAAUCUGAAAUUAGGGUUAGAUAUAGCAGAGGUAACAAAUGAUGAAGAACUCAACCAGGAGAGUAUGGAUUGUAGCACUGCACUUUCUGAAAGCUCGCAAGAGAAGCAUUCUAAAUCCUCCACGGACAGUCACUGGCUUUCCUCCAAGAAGAGGAAACUGAACCCUGAGUUGGAGCAAAGCGCAAAUGGUGAAGGGAAUUCGUGCAUAGAUGAGGAUUUAGCGAGUGAAAAACCUCAUGCACUGAGCAGGAGACCCGGCCUUCCAGAAGUACAACAGCGAAAGAAAAUCUUGUAUGUCCAGUCAAGAUCAGACACAUCCACGGUUAACGAUGGCUGCCAAUGGCGCAAAUACGGGCAGAAAAUGACAAGGAACAACUCAUGGCCGAGAGCUUAUUACAGAUGUGCGGUUUCCUCUUGUCCAGUUAGAAAAAAAGUACAGAGAUGCAGUGAAAAUCCAAGCAUUUUGAGCACGACUUAUGAAGGAGAGCAUAACCAUUUGCUCAGUCCACUUGCUAUGGCUGCCAUGAACUCUGCUUCUGGCCAUCUCUACCCUCCGCAUAAUACCCUAGGUUUAAGUGGGAGCAAAGAGUUGCCCUUUCCGGCUUCAAUUGCUACCAUCUCAUCAACUGGUUCUUGUCCAUCCAUCACUCUCGACUUCACCGAUGAUCGUAUCCCUCAACCUAACCCUAACCCUAAUCUUGGAUUACACUCACCAGACCCACAAUCACAAACGGGAAGAAUCAUCCAGUCCAAAAGUCCUUCAUAUGGCAGCAAUAUGAAUUGCAGUCAAUUAGGGUUGGAUCCAGUGGCAUUGAUUAAGGCAGAUCCCAAUUUUAAUGCAGCGUUGGCUGCGGCUAUAGCUGCUUCACUUAUCAAAUUGGGUGCACCAUGUUAAGGUAUGAACAGGGUGUGGAAAGACUUCAUUCUGUUUGAUAUUCAAUAUCAUAUUAGGCACAAAAAGUUAUCCCACUGCAUGUACAGUCAUGUACUACAAUUUGUAUUAAAAUGUUUUUCUUAUUUAUAGACAAGAGACAUCACUUACGAAAGUAAAACACCAGUAUGGGAUUGUAGUCUUCUGAAAUGCAAUCCAUUAUUCAUGGAGGAGACUUUGACUUUGUUGGUUUAUGUAAUUUUGUGACAUAGAAUUGUAGUAAUAACCUGCGAGUGACUCUUAUUCAAUUUAAAGGUUUGAAGAAAAUGAAGCCCUGAAUGCUGCAAAUCAGGAGUUGGGCAUGAAAUUCAAGUGAGUGUUUUGGGAACUGUGAAAUCAAAUAUUUAUGUAUAAAAGCAUCUAAAUCAUA
Cryptomeria japonica (Japanese cedar) is the source of this 1676-nucleotide messenger RNA. Its product is annotated as probable WRKY transcription factor 47. The record is from RefSeq and is a predicted model, not a curated record. The coding region runs from base 170 to 1270 and encodes 366 amino acids. Gene Ontology annotation, biological process: regulation of DNA-templated transcription. NCBI's taxonomy places the organism in Eukaryota, Viridiplantae, Streptophyta, Pinopsida, Cupressales, Cupressaceae. Gene Ontology annotation, molecular function: sequence-specific DNA binding; DNA-binding transcription factor activity. The transcript is spliced from 4 exons.